CACCGUCACAGAAAAAUGCAGGGCACUACGUCACCUCCUCUCUUCUUCCUGUUUAAAUAACCAGCACCCGUAAAGCACCGCAGUGAAUGAACAGCUGUAUCGGCAUCCUAAACAACAGUUUUUGGUUCAUAUGAAAACUUUUUAACAAGCAGCAAGUUUCCAAAAUGGAAUUCCUACUAAAGCCACUGUAGCCACUGAUGGCAGGUAGUCUGCCAAAAUGCACUUUACGCAGACACUGAGCAUCAUUCUUUUACCUGAUUAACUUGAAGUUCACUGCUGCUGUUCUGAGAGAGCCAGUAAACGCAUGUCGCGAAUCAGGACCACCCUUGACACCGUCACCAAGGCAGUAGGCAGCACAGACCUCAUCUUAAAGUUCUCCCGCUUCAAGCCUGGCAGUGCCACAGUUGACAGUACCCAUGUGAGAAAAUCUCUGGCCAAAUCUGAGACUUUAACCACUAACAACACAGCUUCUGCCUCUGAACCUGAAACCACCAUGAAAGAAGAAGAGGACGAAGCUGACAGGAACACGUCAGAGAAAGAGUCAGACAAGCAAUGCCAAGUUACAGAAAGUCCCUUUGUUGCCACGAAGACGCCCACAUCCAGUUUAGCUUCAGCAGCAAAUGUGACUGCACCAAGCUCUUCCUCAGCUGUGGCAAAACAAACUAUGCAGCUGUUUCACCCAGCAGCUCUUUCCACCAACAUGGAUGAGACCUACAAAACCCUGGCUCAGCAUGUCAAUAGUUACUUUGGCACCAGCACACAGGUGGAAGAAGGAGACAACGCGCUGGCACAGCAGCACAGAGGAGGGGGUGAUCCUGUUUCCGAGUCCACUCUCAGUCGGGACCAUAUUCCUAUUUUGUCCCCGGUAGCAGAGGCUGAAAAUGUUGGAAAACCAACUACCUCCCCUCCUCCCUGUCCAUCAGAAAAGCCCAGUCCUCCGGUUGGGACUCCCUCGUCAGACAUCCCUGCACCUGCCACCUCCCCUAAAAAAGGCUUCACCCACUAUCUUUCCUACCCUAGGCCCAGUGUUCAGGCGUUUGUCGGCAGCUACAUUGCACCCCUGGUCCCUAAAUUUAGAGGCGAUUCCAAAAGCAUCACAGCUGAAAAAGACAAGUCUUCACCAGUUGCUGUGGAAGAGUCCACUGUGGAAAAGGCAGAAGACAAGACGGAGAGUGAAGAGGAGAAACUGAGGCAACAGCUGUUGGCUCAAAGAGAGAAGAUAAUCGCCAGGGUGAGUGUUGACAACAGGACCAGAGCCCUGGUGAAAGGCUUGCAGAGAGUCACUGACGUCAAGCUCCUCACCAGUCGAGUGGAGGAGCUCAGCUGUCACCUCCUGGAGUUCCCUGAGACGCGAGGUGUAGCUGUCAAGGCGAGUGUGCUGCCCUGCCUGCUGCGUUUACGCCAAGCCAGAGACAUUCCUCUUCAGGCUACUGUAAGAGAAGCACUGGCCCUGGUUGGCUACACCGAUCCAGUCAAAGGCAGAGGGAUUCGGGUCCUGGCCAUAGAUGGAGGAGGAACAAGGGGACUGCUGGCCUUGCAGACUCUCCAUAAGCUGCAGAAUCUGACAGGCAAACGAAUCCACCAGCUGUUUGACUACAUCUGUGGAGUCAGCACAGGUGCCAUUUUGGCCUUCAUGCUGGGAAUUUUCCAGAUUCCACUAGAGGAAUGUGAAGAGAUGUACAGAAAGCUGGGCGCAGAUGUCUUCAAACAAAACGUCAUCGUCGGGACUGUCAAAAUGGGCUGGAGCCAUGCUUUCUAUGACAGCGAAAUAUGGGAAAACAUCCUCAAGGAACGGAUGGGCGAGGGGUAUAUGUUUGAGAGUGCCAGGGAUCCGCACUGCCCUAAAGUGUCAGCAGUGAGUGCCAUUGUGAACAGAGGUUUGCCUCUGAAGGCCUACGUGUUUAGGAACUACAGACUCAUGCCAGGCGUGAGAUCCCACUACCUUGGAGACUGCAAACACAAGAUGUGGCAGGCUAUCAGGGCCUCAUCUGCCGCCCCAGGAUACUUCCAGGAAUUUGUCCUGGGAAAAGACCUCCAUCAGGAUGGAGGACUCCUUAUCAACAACCCCACAGCGCUGGCCAUCCAUGAGUGUAAGUGUCUGUGGCCUAACACGCCCCUGCAGUGUGUGUUGUCUCUGGGAACAGGACGGUAUGAAACAGCAGGCAAGAGCAGCACGACUUACACUAGCCUCAAGGCCAAGCUCACCAACGUCAUCAGCAGUGCCACAGAUACUGAGGAGGUGCACACCAUGCUGGACGCUCUCCUGCCCCCAGACACCUACUUCCGCUUCAACCCCUACAUGAGGGAGGACAUCCCGCUGAACGAGAGCCGCGCGGAGAAGCUGAACUUCCUCAAGAGCGAGGGAGAGCGCUACCUGGAGCGCAACGAGGCCAAGCUAAAGAAGGCCGCCAGCGUGCUGAGCCAGGAGAAAGGCACCAUCCAAAGACUGGCCGAGUGGGCCAAGCUCAAGGCAGACAUGUACGAGGGUCUCCCCUUUGUGUCCAAGCUGUAGUCUUUGGCCUGGAAACACUGUGGAGAGAGUUUUUAAGGUAAGAAGACAUGGAGAGUAAAAACUCUCAUGAUCUGACAGAUGAACUGUUGAAAAGGGAGCAAACUGGACUCGUUUUUUUUAAGGAUCUAGUGGGAGAGCAAUUUGGAGCGAAAAACUAAAUGAUUUGUUCUCAUGGUUUGAUCAUUAUCUACCUAACACUAAAAGGACUUUUUGAGAAAUGUACUACAAUGGUUAUUCAUUUAAACAAAGGGUAAGUGACGUGGUGAUAAUUACAAAUGCCAUGUAAUUUGUUGUGUGUGGGACAGAACGUGUCUGAUGGAGACAGUUUUCGACACUAUGAUGAAAUCGGUCACUUGACUGAUCGAAGAAAGGAAAUGUAUGUGCACAUUCAUAAAUAUAUGAAUUACAACCUGGCUAAAAGUGCUGUUGACUGAACGAACAGAUAUGUCGAUGUGGCACUGACACACGACCUUAUUAAGUAGAAUUAAUGGUGGUAUGAUAGUUAUUUUGUAAAGAAAUGACACUGAUGUUCAGUAACUUGAAUACUUUAAAAGGUAAUUGAUACUUGAUUGCACAGUGAGAACAUUAACAUGACUGCCUAUUUCUAACACUGUACAGAAGAAAGACCUCAUGAACUUUGUACAAUGUUCUUAACCGAGAACAUGUAAAUAGUAUUUGAAAUAAUUAUGAAUUCUUUGAGUGAUCUUGCUUGAAUUUAAGAAUUAAAAGAAGUACUGCUAAUGCUUAAUUUUACUCUCCCACGUUGGCGGCCACACUGACACAUGUUCCGACACUAAUGAGAAAGUAUCAGGAUGUGUUAUUGUUUUUCUCGUGGUACAAAGCAUGUUCUCCAUUGUGACCAGUUCUGUAUGAAGUUAUUUGCCUUUAACCCCCUUCAACCCUGAAUUCCUCGACUGAGGCUGUUGUUUUCGCACACUUAAAAAAAAAAAAAACAACUGACAACUUUUUACACAUUGUGAGAAUCCUAAUUUCCCUGAUUCCUGCAUUCUUUAUUGGUUAGUGGAAUGCGAAAGAAAAAAAGGUCAUGAAAUAAUAAAACUUGAUUUUCAAAACCUUGAUAUAGA
This is a messenger RNA of Scatophagus argus, 3597 nucleotides long. RefSeq names its product patatin-like phospholipase domain containing 8 (gene pnpla8). The coding region runs from base 305 to 2512 and encodes 735 amino acids. Gene Ontology annotation, biological process: arachidonate metabolic process. The transcript has 10 exons. The record is from RefSeq and is a predicted model, not a curated record. Lineage: Eukaryota; Metazoa; Chordata; Actinopteri; Scatophagidae. Gene Ontology annotation, cellular component: membrane.